CACACCUCAGGAACACCUCUCCACUGCCUGCUGCCCGCUGCCCAGACACACCUGCAGCCCUGCCCAGCCGGCUCUGCUCACUCAGAGCUUGUCAAUGCCCCAGACAUGAACCAGCCCAGGCCCCGCUACGUGGUAGACAGAGCUGCGUACUCCCUCUCCCUCUUCGAUGAUGAGUUUGAGAAAAAGGACCGCACCUACCCGGUGGGAGAGAAACUUCGCAACACCUUCAGGUGCUCCUCCACCAAGUUCAAAGCCAUUGUGUUUGGGCUGUUGCCAGUGCUCUCCUGGCUUCCCAAGUACAAGAUCAAAGACUACAUCAUCCCUGACAUGCUGGGUGGACUCAGUGGGGGAUGUAUACAGGUGCCACAAGGUAUGGCAUUUGCAUUGCUGGCUAACCUUCCGGCAGUCAAUGGUCUCUACUCCUCCUUCUUCCCCCUCCUGACCUACUUCUUCCUAGGGGGUAUACACCAGAUGGUGCCAGGUACCUUUGCCGUUAUCAGCAUCCUGGUGGGUAACAUCUGUCUGCAGCUGGCCCCAGAGUCAAAAUUCCAGAUCUUCAACAAUGCCACCAAUGAGAGUUACGUGGACACAGCAGCCAUGGAGGCGGAGAGGCUGCAUGUGUCAGCCACACUUGCCUGCCUGACUGCUGUCAUUCAGAUGGGCUUGGGUUUCGUGCAGUUUGGCUUUGUCGCCAUUUACCUCUCUGAAUCCUUCAUCCGGGGCUUCAUGACAGCCGCUGGCCUGCAGAUCCUGAUCUCUGUGCUCAAGUACAUCUUUGGUCUGACCAUCCCCUCCUACACAGGCCCAGGCUCCAUCGUUUUUACCUUCAUUGACAUUUGCAAAAACCUCCCCCACACCAACAUCGCCUCGCUCGUCUUCGCCCUGGUCAGCGCUGUCUUCCUGGUGCUGGUGAAGGAACUCAACGCCCGGUACAUGCACAAGAUCCACUUCCCCAUCCCUACGGAGAUGAUCGUGGUGGUAGUGGCAACAGCUAUCUCUGGGAGCUACAAGAUGCCAAAAAAAUAUCACAUGCAGAUCGUCGGAGAGAUUCAACAUGGGUUUCCCACUCCAGUGGUGCCGGUGGUUUCCCAGUGGAAGGACAUGGUGGGCACAGCCUUCUCCCUGGCAAUUGUGGGCUAUGUCAUCAAUCUGGCCAUGGGCCGGACCCUUGCCAACAAGCAUGGCUAUGACGUGGAUUCGAACCAGGAGAUGAUCGCCCUGGGCUGUAGCAACUUCUUCGGCUCCUUUUUUAAGAUCCACGUCAUUUGCUGUGCUCUCUCUGUCACAUUGGCUGUGGAUGGGGCUGGAGGAAAGUCCCAGGUGGCAAGCUUGUGUGUGUCUCUGGUGGUGAUGGUCACCAUGCUGGUCCUGGGAUCCUAUCUGUACCCUCUUCCCAAGGCUGUGCUAGGAGCCCUGAUAGCUGUCAACCUCAAGAACUCCCUCAAGCAACUCGGAGACCCCUACUACCUAUGGAAGAAGAGCAAGCUGGACUGUUGUGUCUGGGUGGUCAGCUUCCUCUCCGCGUUUUUCCUGAGUCUGCCCUACGGUGUAGCAGUGGGUGUCGCCUUCUCCAUCCUGGUUGUGGUCUUCCAGACCCAGUUUCGAAAUGGCUCCACGCUGGCCCAGGUCAUGGACACGGACAUCUACGUGAACCCCAAGACCUACAACAGGGUCCAGGAAAUUGAGGGGGUUAAGAUUGUCACUUACUGCUCCCCUCUCUACUUUGCCAACUCAGAGAUCUUCAGGCAAAAAAUCAUUGCCAAGACAGGUAUGGACCCCCAGAAAAUAUUACUCGCCAAGCAGAAAUAUCUCAGGAAGCAGGAGAAGAGGACAGCCAUGCCGACACAGCAAAGGAAAUCUCUCUUCAUGAAAACCAAGACAGUCUCUCUGCAGGAACUCCAACAGGACUUUGAAAGUGCCCCCUCAACGGACCCCAACAACAACCAAGCCCCUGCAGGUGACGCCAACAUAUCCUACAUCACCUUCAGCCCAGACACCCCAGCGGCUGCCCUGUGUGAGCUGCCCACCUCCGCUCAGCCCCCCAGGGAGCCUAGUGACACUCUAGCCAGUGUCCCACCCUUUGCCACCUUCCACACUCUCAUCCUCGACAUGAGUGGAGUCAGCUUUGUGGACCUGAUGGGCGUCAAAGCCCUAGCCAAGCUAAGCUCCACCUAUGGGAAGAUCGGAGUCCAGAUCUUUCUGGUGAAUAUCCAUGCCCAGGUGUACAAUGACAUCAGCCACGGAGGCGUCUUUGAAGAUGGGUGUGUCCAGCGCAAUCACGUGUUCCCCAGCAUCCAUGAUGCGGUCCUCUUUGCCCAGGCGAAUAUGAGAGGAGCCCCAGCACGCAGUUUCCAAGGGGCUCCAGGAGACACCGAGUUCUCCUUGUACGAUUCCGAAGAGGACAGUCCCAGCUACUGGGACUUAGAGCAGGAGAUGUUCGGGAGCAUGUUUCACUCAGAGACCCUGACCGCCCUAUGAGGGCCCGUUUGGUUCCCAUGCUGCCUCAUGAGCACCUGGAAUCUCCAUGGACAAUACACCCAGGACCACAGGAAGGGACAGAGAGAAGAGUAUGUCCGUCCACCAAGGCUCGAGAUCCUCUCUCGUCUCCUUGUCUUCUCUCCUGGCUUCCCUCCCUCCCUGCUUCCCUGGGAGAGAGCUGUCUCAGCCUCUGCAGGCAAGGAUUGAAAAGGAUGAAAGCCUGGUGAACCCACCUCAUCACCUCCCCUUUCCCACUCAAGCCUCUACCGGCAGUAAGCUCAAUCGGCCCGUCUACCCAUGCCCCGCCCAUGGCCGCUGAUGGACACCUUGACUUCCAGCCUUAAGAGAGAGCCAACAGCAGAAAGAUAAGAGCAACUGUGCUGCACAGAAGUGUAGCUCCAACAGGUCUGUGGCCUGGCUGGUUUGGUCUCGGAGGGCUUCAGGCUGUCGUGGGACACGGGGAUGAACUGGGUUAGAACGUUGACGCUUGACCCUCCAAUUGCCUUAUAGUUGUCAGCUUUGUGCCUCAAAGACACGGUGCUGUCCCCAGUCCAGGACUCUGUGUCUGUGCCCAUUUCUCUCGUUGCCCUAAGCCUGCUUAGACCUCCAUUGCUGUCCAGCGCUUCAGACCCCAGUGUGGGCAGUAGGCAGGACCCGCAUGACUGUCAGCACUACCUCGUCAGGGACAACCCACCGAGGAGCUGACUUGGCCUCUUGAAUCAUCCCUGCCUGGAUGCUGCCCCAUUCUGGAAACACGUGUCCAGCAGAACCCUCCAAAGAUAGAGCUGCAGCUAUUAUGCACAAAAUCUUUCGAGAAUCCCUCUUUGUACUGGAGACGUGGAAAGGGGAGUAAGAUACUAGUGCAAACUCAGGACAAAAUGGGGGGUCCUGGACCUGACAGUCCACCUCACCUCAGAGCCAGCAUUGCCUCCCCUUGGGAAAUCUGCUAUGUUCAUGUCCACUUGGAAAGAGCCAGUCAUUUGAACGCUCCUUUAUCAGCCAGUAGCCUUAGCUGUGGUGGGAGGUCCUGACAUGCAGAUGAGGAAGUCCUGCUUCAGCACCUAAUUGGGUAGAGACAUGAAGACCUAGAUCUCCCUCUACAGGGAACUCUUAAUCAUCUCAGGGACUUUUGCCCCAGGAAAGAUGAAAAUAGGAAUUAAAUUCUCAUGCAAACAGGGAAGUAACUAGAGGCAUCCCACUGUGGACUUGAAAAUAGGUUCUCUCUCUCUCUCUCUCUCUCUCUCUCUCACACACACACACACACACACACACACACACACACACACACACAAAACCAUCUUGUAAAACUACCAUGCAAUGUUCUCCAAGUUCCUUCAGUAAUGCCCCCUGUGCCAACAGGCUGGGCUGGCCCAACCUGGGAAAGCAUCCCACUUACUGACUUGAGCCUGAUCUUUGUUAUGUGUCCAUGUGUUAAGUAAGCUAGUGAGCUAGCGAGUCUCCUCUCUAGAGUUAAAGCACAGGGCCCUGGCAAGCAGCCAGCACAUUCUUGGCCGCAGCUGUUGCUUCUCAGCGAAUCCAUUAUGGCAAUGGAGCCCAAAACUUGGAAGGCUGAAAGACAAUGUUAUCUGGGAUUCACUGUGCCCUGCACUCAAAGUGCCAAAUUCCAGGAAGAGGAGAACCCCAGCCAAUGACAACUUACCCUCCUCUACUCCACCUCCUCCAAAGUCCAAGAAGUACAGGAAGGCCACAGAGCCCCAGGACGUUAUAAGUCCCCUUUGAACCAAGUGUCUAGAUCUUAUUAACCUGCAGGUCAGGCUGAGAACUAAAUGAGAUUGCUGACUCACGGUGGCCCGGGGCUUGGACUUGUUUGGGAAGAGGACAAGCAUCUGCAACGUCUUGAGACUAUAUACACUUGAAGAACACAUGGUGGAGGUGUGAUUAGAAACUCAGGGGCAGGGGUACAGAAAAGGUGCCGAAGAAACUCCACAGUUGCAACUCUGCCUGGGGAGAGAAUGUAAAUGUCACACAGACUGCCGGGCGUGACCGAGGUAGGGAGGGAAGGUGCAAGGAAACAGAAUAAUCCAGACUUUCAUACCUGUGAUGUUCCUACAGACACUGACCUGCCCCGGAAGGGCUGCAAACCUUACCUCUUGAGAUGUUUGUAUAAUUUAUUUAAAUGCCAGAUUCCUUUGUUUGUUUUGGUAAUAAAGCGGUCUUGAAAUGUGA
This is a messenger RNA of Mesocricetus auratus (golden hamster), 4665 nucleotides long. It is a transcript of the gene Slc26a9, whose product is annotated as solute carrier family 26 member 9. Gene Ontology annotation, biological process: transmembrane transport. NCBI's taxonomy places the organism in Eukaryota, Metazoa, Chordata, Mammalia, Rodentia, Cricetidae. Gene Ontology annotation, cellular component: membrane. Bases 106 to 2478 code for a protein of 790 amino acids. Gene Ontology annotation, molecular function: bicarbonate transmembrane transporter activity; sulfate transmembrane transporter activity; chloride transmembrane transporter activity. The transcript is spliced from 21 exons. The record is from RefSeq and is a predicted model, not a curated record.